ACACACAAUCAUGUUCGUGAAUCAUGAAUCUGCUGUCUGCUCUUUGUUUUUCUCAGUCAGUUUUCUAUAGUAGAAAGAAGAGUUAUUUGUUCUCUGCUCUACUUUAAAUAUUUUGACCUAAAAAUUCGAUAAAUAAUUGAUUGUGCUGUGCCAAAUAAGAACGAAAUGAACCGCAUCGACGUUUUAUCUUUUAAUUUUUUACAUAGAACCGGAUUUUGUUAUUAAGCUUCAUAAGGUGAAAUUCAAACAGGAAAACAUGGUUACACCACAAGUGUUAAUUAGUUUCAAUUUGUGUUGGGUAUUUUGUUUGGUGUUUGCAAAUUGUACUCGUCUAACGACAAAACACAACAAUGAUUCGGAUUUUGUAGUUGUUGGGAACAUAAAUGAUGAUAAAGACGGUUGCCAAUAUCUGUUAGAAUCAUUUGCUCACACCUCAGCUAACUUCACAUUUUGUGCCAUUAGUCAUGCUAGGCCUAUUACUUUGUGUCAACAAUGUAAAGAUCCCUAUUUACUCACUGUGGGAGUCCAUGAUGACAUUUUAAAACUUGAAGAUGAAGCUGGUGAGCUCUGCAAAGAGAAACUGUUGAAUUUGGACAGACUUCAAGUUGUGGAAGGUGGUUUUAGCUAUAUCAAAAAUCUUUGGGACAGAGCUGAGUGUGAUCUGUGCUAUGAUAUGGGAAGUGAUAACAAACCAAAGGAACUAAAUUCGCGAACCAAGGAAAUUCUACGUUUGUACAAUUUGACACAAGAGUGCAUCGACCAACAUCAAAAUACAACAUCCUUGUAUCAUAACGAUCCUCCUGUGUGCUCAGAAUGUAAACAAUUCUACCUAGAUCUCAAUUCAAAGUACAACGAAUUAAAAGACAGCACACCUUUCUGCAUGGACAUAACUGAUCUCAUGAAUAGUACCAGGUAUGAAUGGAGUGUUACGAUCAAAUGUUGUUUGGACAGACAAAAGCCUGAACUUUUGUUCCUUCUAGCAACAAGUAUAAUAUCAGUAUUGCCAGUUGUGUUGUAUAUCAUGGCAUGCUCGUUUUCUGGAAAGAAGAAGCAGAACAUAGUGCUACGGAAGCGUGUGAGCAUUCCUUACCCGAAUGAGGAUGAAGCUAUCCAUAAGAUUGACGAUGCAAUGACGCCUAUAAUCGAGGAUAUCAACUCGGCAAAUGAAGAUAUCACUGAAGGAGACAGUCAACCAAGCGUAUCAAGAGCCGUGGAAAGAGACCAGUGAACUAUGAAACGAAGAUAACAUUAGGAAAAUACAAAAUAAAUCCACAAUGUCAACUAUCCACAUCAUUGAGUUAUUGGGAUAAUAUUCUCUAAAUUCAGCAUCUAUUUUAUCAUCUCACCAUCUGCAGAAGACUUCAAUAAAUUCCUACCGUUCUUGCUUGUAAUUAUUCUAUUUUAUUCACGUCUAGUUUAGAAAAGUGUACAUAAUAUAAUUGUAUUGAAUGAAUAGUAUUCAAUUGCGUAGGUAGGGUUUAGAAUUGAACAAUAAAUAAUUAUCUCACGUGUAGCAAGAAAUGGAUAAUGUAAACGUCUCCAAAAUUUCAAUAAUUAUUAGUUAUGUUGAAAGUUUGUAUGAACCUCAAUCUUGAUUCUUGAUUCUUGAAAGUGACCGUGAGGCCGAUUAUUAAACGAUGCAAUUUCAAGAUUCAGAAUAGUGGUACAGAUUUACAUAGUACAUAGUAAUCUAGGAAAUUAUUGUUAUCUUGAAUUAGAUCAUAGCCAUCUAUAGUAACAGUUCUCUCCAGUUACACUAUAGAUAGCCAUGAUUAGAUAAAAAAUACGAGGUUCAAGAUUUACUGCAAAUUAUUUUUACUUGCUACAAGAGGAGCUGUUGAUGUGCCGUUUAGUUUCCUUUGAUGUUCAACAUGUUGAAUACCUUUUCCGUUCAACAUGUUGCAUGCCUCUCCAUGUACAAUAACUUAAUCAAAAACAACUAACCAUUUGUUGCUUUUCAAUAGGAAAGAGCUAUGGCUUCUUCUAUGGAGAUAAGACCCACUAAUCUUGAAAUUUGAAAUUAAAUUCAAUAUUUCGUGUAAAUUAUAUUCCUUGUAUCUAAUCAACACACUUUAUGUAAAUACUUGGAAAUAUCAUAGGUUACAUAUAUUUUGAAAUUAUCAUAGAAAAUGUAUCUCAAGAUUCCUUGUUCUGCAGAGUAUUUUCAUGUAGGGAUAUAGAACUUGGAAAGUUGAACGUUACCACUUUAAUGUGCUUUAUAAGAACAGAAGAGAGAAUGAAGAUAUUAGACAUGUUGGAGGAUUACAUAAUAGUAAUUUUUUCGAACUGAUAUUAAUAUUCUUAACAAAAAUUUGUCUGAUAUUGUAGUGUUAAUUAUUUAUAAGUCAAGUUUUUAAACUGAUAUCUAAGCAUCUAUUUAUAAAUCUUAUUUUCUAAUAAUAUUCAAUCAUGCGUAGAAGCUUUGGAAAUUUAAUGAUUUAUGUAAUCAGUUUAUAAGCUAUUGUUCUACCGUACCAUUUUUGUAACCAUAUUAAGAAUUUAACUUUCCGGUAGUCGCGCUCUACUCAAUCACAAGCAGUCGCGUGUUGUAAUUUUUACAACAUCCUAUUUUUUAUGUGUUAUAUACUCUGUUUACUGUCAAAACAUUUAAUUGUAUAAUUAAUAUUUCCAUCUUAUUGGAUUAUUUUACGCCUAUGAACAUCUGCAUGGUUACCUUUUCGUAGCCCAAUAAAAGGUACACCAAGCAAAGCCAUCAAUUCUGUGUUAUUGGUUCGUUGGCAGUCUCUUUCCCUAUCAUAUGCACUGUGGCGACUAAAUGGCACCUAAAUACUGAACCAUUGCUCGGUUGAUACUGCAACUCAGUGGAGUGAUGGGGAAAAAGUUUUGGAAUGCAUAGGUGACUCAUCCACUGACACCACCCCAUUCAAUAGUUUUGUGCAGCAAAAAAACUGACACUGUUGUACUUUUUACAACAGCGCGACUGCCGGAAGGUUAAUACUUUGUACUUUAUCAUUCCAAAUCAUAGUAAGUGGAUUAGAGCAUUAUGGCAUUGAAAAAUUCACGAGUAAGUAGGCCUAUUUGCAAUAUUUUUCGUAUCUACUAGUUCACACAUUUCUCAAAUAACUAUAAUAUUCUCUGGAUUAUUGUAAUAUUUUUCAGACAGCUAAACGUGUACUAGAUGGUCUCACAUUUGUCAGAUCGUUCUAGCGCUUCUCCAUUAUUUCUCAGGUUUCUUAAUACGUUUUAAAUAUUCCUGAUGGUUCACUCUAUACUUUUAUGAAAUCCAUUAUCCGAAGACUGCAGAUUGAAAUUCAUCAUUUAUUAUUGUAAUUCUUGAAUCAAACAUUGUCGUAUUCCUCAUUUUUAUAGAUUAUAUGGAUUAAUAUCUUUACUCACAAACAAACUAAUUUAUAGCUUAUUUUAUUUAGAGAAUGUUAGAUAUGUUCGGCGUAGGGGUUGGCGAUCCCAUGCUCAGUAGCCUUGUACUGUCACAGACAGCCUCUCUAGAGUCCUUCUUCCAACAGUAAUAAUUGACAAUAGUCGACAGUAAUCAUCUUUUUUUUCCCUGGAGCUUGUAUUGUGCAAUACGUGGAAGAAGAAGAAGAAGAACAAGCAAAUAAUGAUAACAUUCAUAUUUCCAGCAUGAUUCAAAUUCCAAACAAACUGAAUUCCUUAUCAUGCUAAAUGACAAUAUUCCUUGUUUUCCCUCAAUUUAUCAUUUCUCUUUCUAUUGUAUUCUCUAUCUAUACUUCCUUGUUCAAAAUAGAAUGGAAAUCAGUUAUUCAUUGUUUCAACUCCACCAAAUAUUAUUUUAAGAUCUGUGAUAUCAUAUUUUUAUUAAAUAUGUAUUUAUUGGAAUCUCGAAGUAAUGAUUCUGUUUUUAUUGUGUUGCAUUAUUAUAGUGUACUUUUGUAAUUAAAGUUUUGUUUUGUGCGAAAAACUUGA
Molecule: messenger RNA, 3906 nt
Organism: Nilaparvata lugens (brown planthopper)
Lineage: Eukaryota; Metazoa; Arthropoda; Insecta; Hemiptera; Delphacidae
Product: osteopetrosis-associated transmembrane protein 1
Exons: 2
Coding region: 257-1228 (323 amino acids)
Cellular component (GO): cytosol
Source: RefSeq, a predicted model, not a curated record